CCAGCUGUGUGUGAAACCUGGCGCACAAGGCUGGCCUGAUAUUCCAUCAUGUAGCAGUAAAUACAAACUGAACUGUAUCAGUGACCACAGAGUUAUUCUGUACUGAUAGUGGUACAUGGCUGCUAUAUUCAAGAAAGUGCUGGGAGUUGGUGAUGUUGGCCUACAUUAAAGAAUUGUCUGGCACACUCUCCAUUAGAGAUUCUGCUAAUACUGUAGAUCAAUUUACAAUAAUCUGCCUCUUUUUUUGUUGUAAAGUAUUUUACAGGAACAUGGAGCCAAACAACAGAACAACACAUACGGUUACAGAAUUCCUCAUCACAGGAUUUGAUGAAGUACAACACCCAAAGCUGGUGGGACUAGCCAUUUUGUUCGCCCUCUUUCUCAUUCUGAUCGGAAGCAUCACUAACAUUUGUGUCAUAGCAUUCAACAAGCCUCUGCAUACCCCCAUGUACUUUUUUAUUUGCUCGCUGGCAAUGGUAGACAUAGUCUACACCAGCGGCAUUAGUGUUACAAUGCUUAACGUUCUCCUUGGUGAGGAGAGAAGAGUCCCCUAUGCACCCUGCAUGAUACAGUGCUUCUUAUUUACUUUAGGAAGCACUAUGGAACCCUUCGCUAUUGCUCUGAUGGCUUAUGAUCGCCUUAUUGCAAUUUCAUAUCCUCUUCGAUAUCAGACUAUCUUAACUAAUAAAAAUGUAUGUUUACUUAUAAUAGCGACUUGGGCAGUAGGCUGCAUGUUUGCCAGUUUGUUUACUGGCUUGGUGAACAAUCUGCCCUUUUGUGGCUCAAAUAAACUCCAAUACAGCUUUUGUGAAUAUGCAGCAUUAGUAAGAGCAGCAUGUGUGAAUCCUACAUAUUAUUUCAACGCAAUAUCUGCUGUGGGGACUACUAUAUUAUGGGUUAAUUUAGCCUUGAUAUUCUUCUCAUACAUGAAGAUAGUUUAUGUAGUGAUACAAAUGUCUUCAUCCAAAGACAGGAGGAAAACAUUUAACACCUGUGUCUCCCACAUGAUAGUGGUGGCUUGCUUCUUUAUCCCCAAGGUGUUGUUAAUGUUGGUCACCAGGGUUGGUUUGGUUCUCACGCUCUCUCAUAGAAAUGGCCUAAUCAUUGGCUCUACUCUGGGCCCCUCUCUUGUGAACCCACUUGUGUAUUGUCUCAAAACCAAGGAGAUUAGAGGGCGCCUGAAAUAUAUUUUCAAGAGAUCUGAAAUUAGUCCAAAUAUGUAAUGGUUAGGGUUACCAAAGCCAUUUCUUGUUUCUUGCAUGUGCAUUGCACAUUUCAAAAUGUGGUUUAGUCAAUAUUGUUUCCAUGUUAUUUCAUCAUCAUUGUAAUCAUGUUGAAUCAAUGUUGAGUUUUGAAUGAAUUUACGAAAACUCAUCAGUGGCUUGUAUCUCAAAUGAACCAGUCAGGUUUCAACUCUGAAUCAACAAGAGUGUCAAGGUUUGCUUGAUUUAGAUCACAGGUGUCAAACUCAUUCCAUGGAAGGCAAUGAGUCUACAGGUGUUCACUCCUGUCUUUUACUGAUCACGGGAGGUCACUGGUUAGUUAGGAACUCCCCUCACCUGAUACUAUAGGUCUUAAUUGGUCACUAGUUAGUUAGGAACUCCCCUCACCUGAUACUCUCGGUCUUAAUUGGUCACUGGUUAGUUAGGAACUCCCCUCACCUGAUACUUUAGGUCUUAAUUGGUCACUGGUUAGUUAGGAACUCCCCUCACCUGAUACUCUAGGUCUUAAUUGGUCACUGAUUAGUAAGCAACUCCCACCACCUGAUAUUCUAGGUCUUAAUUGCACACAAAUUGUAAGAAAAUAACAAAAAAACAGGAGACGCUGAGCCCUCCAAAGAAUGAGUUUGACACGCCUGAUUUAGAUUAGUUUGAUGUUUUUUGACAACUUAAUAAAAUGUCAGUCAAAAUUGA
Messenger RNA from Oncorhynchus keta (chum salmon), 1913 nucleotides. Its product is annotated as olfactory receptor 5P3-like. NCBI's taxonomy places the organism in Eukaryota, Metazoa, Chordata, Actinopteri, Salmoniformes, Salmonidae. The record is from RefSeq and is a predicted model, not a curated record. Gene Ontology annotation, cellular component: membrane. Gene Ontology annotation, molecular function: olfactory receptor activity; G protein-coupled receptor activity. Gene Ontology annotation, biological process: G protein-coupled receptor signaling pathway. The transcript is spliced from 2 exons. The coding region runs from base 153 to 1223 and encodes 356 amino acids.